AUGCCUUCAAAAACAGAAGGUCGGAAAAAGCCACAGCUCGGCAGCGAAGAUCUGGUCCCCUUCGACCAUGCUGCUGCGGGACACGAGGGUGUUCGCUGUACGCCCUCAGGUGCGCUGAUCGCGAAACCAUGCACCCGACAGGAGAUUGAAUUCUACGAAUCCAGCGCGCUCCACCCCGCCUUCCAGGAAUUCAUGCCCCUUUACGUCGGAUCGCUCUCAUCUUCUGGGCAACAACAACCGCUGGUAAUUGCUGCUGCUCAAGAGUCCGGCGCAGUCUUUCUCCCGGAGUCCAGUGAUCCAGACGCCAAUUCCUCUCACCCUAGCCAACCGCCAUCGGACCCUGCCGUAGCGCACCAAGCCGCUUCCCCUGCGAAAGUGGAAGCAGCAUGGGUACCCUCUGGGGGCAAGGAACUUGAUACUGGUUUAUCUAUCGUGCUGGAAAAUAUCGCCUGUGGGUUCCGCCGGCCAAAUGUGCUGGAUGUGAAGCUCGGCGCGCGGUUGUGGGCCGACGAUGCGCCGCUCGAGAAGCGGGCCAAGCUUGAUGUUGUCUCUCAAGAAACUACCAGCGGGAGCCUUGGAUAUCGCAUCGCGGGUAUGAAAGUUUGGACUGGCCACAACGGAGAAACCGAUGCCGGCACCCGAACAGAUCCGUAUGAUACAAAGCACGAAGGCGCAGAAGGCAAAAAGGGCGAGGUCAUCGAAAAGGAUGGCUAUCGGCGGUACGACAAGUGGUAUGGCCGCUCUUUCAACAAGGAUAAUGUCAAGCAAGGGUUUGAGACCUUCCUUGCUGGCGCGAAAGUGGGCGAAAUAGAUCGAUCCAAGGCAAUCGCUAAGCGAUUGGCAGAAGAACUGAAAAAUCUUCAGCAGGUCAUUGAGUCUGAGGAGAGCCGGAUGUACUCUGCGAGCGUGUUGGUUGUCUACGAAGGAGAUCCAGAGGCAAUGGAGCUUGCAAUUGAGGAGGAACAGAAAGCCCCAGCACCUGGUUCUCGUGAGGAGGAAGAAGAUGAUGAGGAGUUUGAGAUACCCGAAGAGGCUCUGGAGCUAGUCGAUGUCCAGCUUGGUGCUGGGAUGCCUCAACAGGCUAUCAAUAUCAACAUUGACCCUCAAGCCAUGCAAAUGUCCGCCGUGGAGGAGGAAGAUGAGGAGGAUGACCCACCUAAGGUCCACGCGCUGCGCUUAAUCGACUUUGCACAUGCCCAGUGGACACCUGGUCAGGGACCUGAUGAGAACAUCCUCCAAGGCGUGCGCAGUCUCGUCAAACUCUUCGAGGAACUGGCAGAGUGA
Messenger RNA from Penicillium paradoxum, 1284 nucleotides. RefSeq names its product inositol polyphosphate multikinase. Gene Ontology annotation, molecular function: inositol-1,4,5,6-tetrakisphosphate 3-kinase activity; inositol hexakisphosphate kinase activity. The transcript has 2 exons. Gene Ontology annotation, cellular component: nucleus; cytoplasm. Gene Ontology annotation, biological process: phosphatidylinositol phosphate biosynthetic process; inositol phosphate biosynthetic process. The record is from RefSeq and is a predicted model, not a curated record. Bases 1 to 1284 code for a protein of 427 amino acids. Lineage: Eukaryota; Fungi; Ascomycota; Eurotiomycetes; Eurotiales; Aspergillaceae.